Nerophis lumbriciformis (worm pipefish) is the source of this 1059-nucleotide messenger RNA. Lineage: Eukaryota; Metazoa; Chordata; Actinopteri; Syngnathiformes; Syngnathidae. The record is from RefSeq and is a predicted model, not a curated record.
AUGCCUGAAUGCUGGGAUGGGGAACAUGAUGUUGAGACCCCUUAUGGGAUGCUCCAUGUUGUUAUUCGUGGGGCACCCAAAGGGAACAAGCCCGCUAUCCUCACCUAUCACGAUGUGGGACUGAACCACAAGCUGUGCUUCAACUCUUUCUUCAAUAAUGAGGAUAUGCAGGAGAUCACCAAGCACUUUGUGGUUUGCCACGUCGAUGCUCCGGGACAGCAGAUUGGAGCGUCACAGUUGCCACAAGGGUACCAGUAUCCUACGAUGGACCAGUUGGCGAGCAUGUUGUCAACUGUGGUGCAGCAUUUUGGAUUCAAGAGUAUCGUUGGUAUUGGAGUUGGAGCUGGAUCAUACAUCCUGGCUAAGUUUGCUCUGAUAUUCCCUGACCUUGUGGAGGGUUUGGUUCUGCUAAACAUUGACCCCAAUGGCAAAGGAUGGAUUGACUGGGCUGCUACAAAGCUGUCAGGACUGACAAGCGCACUACCAGAUACUGUACUGCCACAUCUUUUCAGUCAGGAGGAGCUAAUGAACAACACAGAGCUGGUGCAGAGCUAUCGGCAACAGAUUAACAACACCAUCAACCAGUUCAACUUGCAGCUGUUCUGGAACAUGUAUAACAGUCGAAGGGACUUGGAGAUGAACCGGAGUGGGACUACGCUGAAUGCCAAAACUCUGAAGUGUCCAGUUAUGUUGGUUGUGGGAGACAAUGCCCCUGCUGAGGAAGGCGUGGUUGAGUGCAACUCGAAGCUUGACCCGACCAACACCACUUUCCUAAAGAUGGCAGACUCUGGUGGACUACCCCAGCUAACACAGCCUGGAAAGCUCACUGAAGCAUUCAAGUACUUCCUUCAAGGAAUGGGCUACAUUGCUUAUGUGAAGGAUCGGAGGUUGAGUGGAGGGCCAGUGCCCUCUGCUAGUAUGACUCGCCUGGCUCGCUCCAGGACUGCCUCCCUGACAAGCGCCAGCUCCAUGGACGGGUCACGCUCUCGUACCUGCACCCACUCUGACAGCACCGAAGGAGUUGGUGCAGUCACUCACACUAUGGAAGUUUCUUGUUGA